GCAAUGGAGACACAAUCUCUGUGUUGGUUAAGAAUUAUAUGAAGAACGGUGAAGGGACGUCCAUCCAUUGGCAUGGCUUGCCCCAGAGAAACUCGCCUUAUAUGGACGGUGUCUCGAUGGUAACGCAGUGUCCUAUCAGCGAAUUCACGAGCUUCAGAUACGAAUUCAUCGCAGAGCAUCCUGGGACGCACUGGUGGCACGCGCAUUCUGGCAUGCAUCGCGCAGAUGGUGUGUAUGGUGCACUUAUCAUUCGAGAGCCUCGUGAGGUCGACAAACAAAGCGCCCUUUUCGAUUAUGACCUGUCAGAACACGUGAUCCUCACACACGAUUGGCUCGAUCAGACGACACUCGACAAGUUUGCCGCGCACCAUUUCGAUAACGGUAACAACAGACCUGAGUCAGUGUUGAUCAAUGGAAAGGGACGUCGGCAAUCGUAUUAUAAUGUAACGGGUCAAAAUGACACCGUUUCUGAGGCAUUGUAUACUGCACGAGAAGUCUUCAAUGUCAAACAGGGUUUUCGAUAUCGAUUCCGUGUCAUCAGCAAUGCAAUCACCAAUGCUGCCUUGAAGGUGAGCGUAGAUGGUCAUAAUUUAACCAUCAUUGCUAGCGAUGGAGGCGACAUCGAACCUGUGGACGUUGACGCAUUUGUCAUAUAUGGCGGUGAAAGGUAAGCUCAUUUCGAUAAACUUCAUCAGGUCAUUAUUAUUAUCAAUAUGUGCUAUAUCAAUUGGCAAAGAAAACCAAUUAAUACUUUAAUAAAACCCGGAAAAAAUACAACCACUGGAACCCAAGGAAUGAAAAAGAAUAGUUUAAUAACACGAGACUGAUGCUUUGUCUUGACUCUAGUAAAAGCAAACAUAAGAAAGAAGUAAAAUAGUGAAAUCAUAAUAACAAUAGGCCAUAAAGACUUUUGACGACUGCGUUCGGGUGGCGGGAUUGGAUUGCAGUAGAGUGGCCAUGGCCGCCAAAAUCACCAGACGUCGCAGAUUUCAAGGAAAAGACCCGUAUUUCACUAACUUGUCCCGCGUCACGUACGACUCUGCCAUUGACACGAUUUUUUGGGGUCAGUAUUUGUGUUCCCGAUAAAGGAGGGCAGUAGAAUAACGAUAUAAAAUGCUUUUUUUAGUCUUUGAAUAAGAUUACAAAUCUUCGACUUGUAUUCCACAUCAUCUUGCACCCCUAUUCCUAAGUCUUUGUCUUUUGUAUUAUUUCAUGAACAAGAUGCGUAAAAUUUCAAUACACUGAUCUAAAAGGGAACUAGUAAUGACAGUUUGCAGCGACUCAUGACGAUGAUAUUGCGAGCGCGAGCUUAAAAUUUCAAUACAAUGAUCUGAAAAGCGACCUGUUCUUUGAGUAGGUCUACUUUUGAAUCCAUGAAGACAAUGGGUAGCUGAUCAAACGAUUUAAGUAAAUUCAUAUUUUAAUUUUACGACCUAAGAAGCGGACAUUCUGAGCACUUUUGAAAAAAUUAACAAUUUUUUUGAACCCCAGAUGAUUUGUCUUUUUUUGACACCAAAAUGGGACAUUCUAUGCACUUUUUCGUACGGGACAUUUAGAAAACAUUUGGCAGUUUUUUGACAAGAAAAACAAAAAAAUAUUCCAGUAACUAAAGGUGAUUAUCAAGUACUACCAGAGUGUAAAAAAAAAACAAGACUUAACAUGACUUGAAUUCACAUCCUGUAUAAUACAGAUUUAAAAUAGUAAUGUGCCGUACGGACGCAGAAAAAAGUGGCUUUUUCAAAAACCUCAAGUUUGUACUCUAAAGUCUGUGAGUUGGACAGAUAAUUUUCAUAGAAACUGAACUCAAAUUGAUAUUCAAUUACCCAAGAACAAACUCAUCUAUGAAAGAAAGCGAAAUAAACAUUUAUGAAUAAAUAAAGCAAAUUACAAUUUUCGAGAACAUUGUGGCGUACGGGACACUCAAAAUGUGUCGUACGGGACAUAUCUAAAUUGAAGUCAAACUUUUUUACUUUAUGUCUCUUUGACUUCUUCAAUCACUUUAUUUGGCUGAUGAUAAUGAUAAUCCUAUCAAACUAAAGACAUUCAUUAUGUUAGAAACCGCUAUUGGCUGAAUAUUUCUGUCAAUAUAUCAUAAACAAAAUAAUGUGUCGUACGGGACACUUGUGUGUCGUACAGGACACUUCUGUGUGAUAUGGGACACUUGUGUGUCGUACGGGACACUUGUGUGUUGUACAGGCGCUUGCGAGUUGUACUGGGCAGAGUAAAUAAAACAAUGAAGUUUUUAUCAAUCAGAAGGGGAGCAUUGCCCCUAAAUUCUUCCUUUUUAAUGAAAAGUCUUUUAAUAAUUAGUCAUUCAGGGCAAUAUAAUUAAGUAACCUCAAUAUAUACAAUCGGGAGCAAUAUGUUAUUAUUUUUUUCAUGAUGGGAAAUGUACAAGGGCUCACAGCAUUUUUACGAGCUGAAAAACUUGAGGUUUUGUGUGGAGUUAUAUUUUAGUGAAUUAAUUGAUGAUUUCCAAUACACUAUUUAAACAAUGAAUGAAUGAAACUGUUUGUGUAAAUUAUGGGGAUAAAAUGUUAUAAAUUUUCAUAUAAAAUGUAUAUACACAUGAUAUAUGUCACAACUGUCACUUGUAAUUCCACAAAAUAUUUUUUUUUCUAAAGAAAUGCGGUUCUACUUUUUCAAACCUUUCUGCAUUUCAUGAAACCAUAUGGCUUGUCUUAUUUUCCAGAUUUUUUUUUUACAACUUGAAAAAAAGGAAGGAGUUUCAAUACUGUAUUUAAAAAAAAUAGUGAUCAUCAAGGGAAGUCCAAAUAGAUGAUUGAUAUGUAUUUUUUUACAUCUUAUAAUAAUUCCACAUUAGCAUGCAAGAGGAAGUCAUCUUCCAGGCUAGGGUGAAUCAAUUAUAAAGGUUUUCUUGUCAUGCUCAGUGACAAAGAAAUUAACCUGCUCUGACCAAUGAAAAUCACCAGUUUAGCUGAAGGGAUUCACAAAAGAAUACGCCUACAUGAAAUCAAUUAAAAUGGUUAGAAUCACCUAUUUCAUGUUCUAUGGAGAUAAACAGAUAUUUUUUCAGUUCACUUUAUGUCAAAUCAAUUACUUGAAUUGAAAUAGGCCUACUAUAUAUAGUUUCUGAAUCCAAAUCCUGCAAUUAAAUGCAUUUAUAAAUUGUGUGUCGUACGGGACAUAUCCCGUACGACACACACUGUGUCGUACGAGACAACUUUUAAUAGGACAAUUAUUGAAAAAUGAAGGGCAGUAAUUAGAUCCUUAUGGGAUAAAUCGAUCACCCAUGGGUCAAAGAUAGAGAAACUGAUAUUGUGAUAUUGCAUCAUCAAAAAUAAAAUUGUAAGAAAAACUUUUGCAUUUUCAUGUGUUGUACGGGACAUUGCCAAAAAUAGGUUCUGAAAAAUCAGGGCUGCCCCUAUUAUGGAUCAUGAAAAUGUUGUAGAUAUUAUUUGGAACCAUCAAUGAUACAUUAUUCCAAUGACCUGCAAUAUCUUCAAUCUUCUCGUGUUUUGCCAAUAAUUGUUUCAGGCAGUGUUUGGACUUGACUAUUAGAAAAAUUAUUGAAAAUUGAAAAUUCCAUUGUUCCCCC
Molecule: messenger RNA, 3559 nt
Organism: Lytechinus pictus (painted urchin)
Lineage: Eukaryota; Metazoa; Echinodermata; Echinoidea; Temnopleuroida; Toxopneustidae
Exons: 3
Coding region: 39-671 (210 amino acids)
Molecular function (GO): oxidoreductase activity; copper ion binding
Source: RefSeq, a predicted model, not a curated record